AUGCCGCAAAGUGCACAGCGGGAUCGACUCCUCCGGGGGAUCGACCGAGUCCGAAUAACACUGCGUCAAAAACGGAACCACCACCUGCAGCAGCAGCAGCAGCAGCAGCAGCAGCAGCAGCAGCAGGAAUUGCGGCAGCAGCAGCAGCAGUUGUGGCAGCAGCAGCGGGAGCAGCAGGAGUUUUCGCAGCAGCGGCAGCAGCAGGUGCAGCAGCUGCAGGAAUUGCGGCGGCAGCAGCAGCAGCAGUUGUGGCAGCAGCAGCAGCAGUUUUCGCAGCAGCAGCAGGCGCAGCAGCAGCAGGAAUUGCGGAAGCAGCAGCAGCAGUUUUCGCAGCAGCAGCAGCAGCAGGAAUUGCGGCAGCAGCAGCAGCAGGAGUUGUGGCAGCAGCAGCAGCAGCAGCAAGAGCAGCAGGAGUUUUCGCAGCAGCAGCAGCAGCAGUUUCAGCAACAGCAGCAGUAG
Eimeria necatrix is the source of this 459-nucleotide messenger RNA. RefSeq lists its product as hypothetical. NCBI's taxonomy places the organism in Eukaryota, Apicomplexa, Conoidasida, Eucoccidiorida, Eimeriidae. The coding region runs from base 1 to 459 and encodes 152 amino acids. The record is from RefSeq and is a predicted model, not a curated record. The transcript has a single exon.